CCCCUCCCCGAUGUAGGACAGGUUCGUGUAGCGGGGGCCCACAUCAAAAAUCUGGCCCUUAACAGACUCGGCCUUGGGACCCGCAGCUGCGGGCGCUCCAUCCUGCGCCACCGUGCCAGCCGCCCCGGCAGCAGCAGCAGCGCUGUUGGAGCCUGCGGCCCCGACCGCUGCGGUGCUGCUCGAAUCCGCCAUUCUUCCUCUCCAAACCGCUCCUGCUCGGAAACGAGUGCGACGGCUGUAACCACACCCCUUUUGCUGACGUCACCGCGUCGGGCGGUGCCUAUCAUGGGCGGUGCACUUCCUGGUUACUUAGUGCUGCAUGUUGUGGUUGUUACUAUUGAUGUCUCAAGGAAUGGUACAUUUCCUCCUGCGGCGACACUGGAUCGGCCAGAUUCGUCUAGCGCUUACUCUUUUCGGACUCCCAUGCACCGUCUGCACCCCUGGAGUUAGACCUGCCAUCUCCUGCUCAUCUUCUCACCCUUUCAGGACCAGUCAAACCACCAGACCCAUCAGUACCAGUUUCUGUAACCUUUACACGACUAGUGUCCAGACAAUGCCAUCUUCAGCAGCGCCUCAUGUCAAGUCCAGAUGCCUCGAGUACCCAGGGUCAAAAAUCCAGCGCUUCCUCGUGCCUGAUGACAAGGUGGACUGGAGUCAGAACUGGCCGCAGUAUAAUCCAGUCAGCUACACCGACCCUUCAGUUUUAAAUAAGCCAGCAUGGGCGGAUCCUGAUAUUGGCUCUUUCUCUCCAAAGUUCAACACUGUGGAUGGGGCUGUGGAUAGGACAAGCUUUGACGGCAGCUACAAAAUAGAAGAGGGAAAGCCACUAAAUCCUCAUGGACGCACAGGGGUGACUGGUAGAGGUUUGCUGGGAAGAUGGGGACCCAAUCACGCAGCAGAUCCCAUUGUCACCAGAUGGAAAGUAGAUGCCACAGGAGAAAAGAUAUAUCACUCAGUCUCCAAGCUGCCUAUUCUGCAAUUUGUGUCCAUCAAGAGGAAAGACUGCGGGGAGUGGGCCAUUCCCGGGGGGAUGGUAGAUCCAGGGGAGCAGGUCUCUCUCACGCUGCAGCGGGAGUUCUCAGAAGAAGCCUUGAACACGCUGGCCAUUCCGCCAUCGGAGAGAGCAAAAAUCAGUGAACGCAUCAAUAAACUCUUCAAAUCGACAGGGUUUCAGGUCUAUAAAGGCUAUGUGGAUGAUCCUAGAAACACUGACAAUGCUUGGAUGGAGACGGUGGCUGUCAACUUUCAUGAUGACUCAGGCAACAGCGUGAGCGAGCUGCCGCUCCAAGCUGGCGAUGACGCAGGACAAGUCCAGUGGGUUGACGUUGACUCGUCCUUCCUGCUCUAUGCGAGUCAUUCCCAUUUCCUGGAGCUAGUUUCCAAAGAGAGAAAAGCUCACUGGUAACCAAGGGCGACCGACUCUACUUGGACAUGACGAUGAAGGAAACCUUAAGAGCCUUGUUGCUCUCCGUGUGCUAAGGAUGCAUGACACCUAACCUAAAUCUAAACAUAGUUAUUGUAGUUGUAAUACUGAAAACCUAAUA
Messenger RNA from Perca flavescens (yellow perch), 1544 nucleotides. RefSeq names its product nudix (nucleoside diphosphate linked moiety X)-type motif 9 (gene nudt9). Gene Ontology annotation, molecular function: ADP-ribose diphosphatase activity. The coding region runs from base 320 to 1405 and encodes 361 amino acids. NCBI's taxonomy places the organism in Eukaryota, Metazoa, Chordata, Actinopteri, Perciformes, Percidae. The transcript is spliced from 9 exons. The record is from RefSeq and is a predicted model, not a curated record.